This is a messenger RNA of Racocetra persica, 144 nucleotides long. The record is from the annotation of a GenBank genome assembly. Lineage: Eukaryota; Fungi; Glomeromycota; Glomeromycetes; Diversisporales; Gigasporaceae.
CUUCCAGAUUCUAACCAACCCGGAAAAACACACUCCAAAAAUUUUUCAAUUUUCAUAUCAAAAUCCAGCAUCAACUGUGACAAUAAAUAUCAUGGAGCUGUACCUUCAGAUUUAUGCGGAUGCUUAGCAGUAGCGGCAGGCAUG